Messenger RNA from Dendrobium catenatum, 1124 nucleotides. RefSeq lists its product as uncharacterized. The coding region runs from base 93 to 1109 and encodes 338 amino acids. NCBI's taxonomy places the organism in Eukaryota, Viridiplantae, Streptophyta, Magnoliopsida, Asparagales, Orchidaceae. The record is from RefSeq and is a predicted model, not a curated record. The transcript has 4 exons. Gene Ontology annotation, cellular component: chloroplast envelope; chloroplast thylakoid membrane.
AUUUUCCAUGCUUGAGCACACCGUGGCAAGCAAAGUAGCAUACCCUAAAGCCCGUUAACCGUAACGUCUCUCCAUUUUUUUCCCCUCUUGCUAUGGAAAUCGCUCCUUGCUUUCGGCAUUUUACGAUUCAUCCUCGGAUCGACCUUCGCCUUGCUUGCAGAUCGGAUAUCUCUGGAUGUUCAUCGCUUCACGGAUUCUGCCACUUGAAUCUUCGCGGACGCAACGGACUUUUCACACUUCGUCCGAUUUUCCGAUCUCGCACACGGAGAAGAGGUGGGUUAUGUCUUGUUUCAUUUCAAUCAAAAUGCCCAUCCCUUACAACAGUGGGUUUUACAGCUGUUGAGACAAGUGAUCAAGCUGGAAAGUUAUCAUCAAAGAUGUCUACAGCCGAGGAAGCCAUACUACAGGGGAAAGGCCCCGGAGAGAAUGACCGAAUCGAUGAUGGUGAAGUUGAUUCAAAAUACCUCACUGAUAAUAAAAUGGUCAGAAUUUGUGAUAAGUUAAUUGAAGUGUUUAUGGUUGAUAAACCAACACCUACGGAUUGGAGAAGAUUGUUAGCUUUCAGCAGGGAAUGGCGAAAUAUCAGAACUCACUUUUUCAAGCAUUGUCAGAAAAGAGCUGAUUCGGAGAGUGAUCCUGAAAUGAAACACAAACUUUUCAGACUUGGUAGGAAAUUGAAGGAGAUAGAUGCUGAGUUGCAAAUGCAUUAUGAACUUAUUAAUGCGAUUAAAGGAGCACCAGCUGAAAUUGGGUCUAUUGUUGCUAGGAGGCGGAAAGAUUUCACCAAGGAAUUUUUUGUUCAUCUUCAUACUGUUGCAGAAUCUUAUUUUGACAACCCAACUGAACAAAAUGCUUUGGCAAAGAUGGGAAACGAUUGUCUUGCUGCUGUUCAAGCAUAUGAUAGUGCAUCAGAAAGCAUUCAGGCUGUUGAAGCUGCUGAGCUAAAGCUCCAAGAUAUCAUCAGUUCCCCAUCAGUUGAUGCUGCAUGUAAAAAAAUAGAUGAUUUGGCUGAAAAGAAACAACUUGAUUCUGCUUUGAUGUUAAUGCUUACUAAAGCGUGGUCUGCUGCUAAGGAAUCAAGUAUGAUGAAGGAUGAGGUCAGACCCUAGUUUAAAGGAUGCAAU